CAGGCUUUCAGUUUGAAGUCUUUUGCGAUGGCAGACAAGCAUAUCCGCAAGUCGGUGAUCUCUGACAUCUAUAAGAGAAACAUUGCGCGCCUGGCUGGUGCUAUGCCCAUUGCGGGACGGAACUAUUACGAGCGGAUUGGGAAUUUCUUCCAGACGGCGUCUGUCGAAGUCAUGGAAAACUAUGUGGAACGGUGUCUGUUCUGCUGAGCUUGAGACUACUAGUCAAUUGGUAUGGUUUUGUAGUGUUUGAAUGGGUUGCAUUUGUUUUCAAGAAAAAGGGUUUCUUUUCAAAACAAAAAUCCCCCCUUACGCUUCAGUGUCAAGACGGUCAAACUGAGUGACGAAUUGGGCAAGAAGCUCAAGUCUUUGGUUACCCCGACUCAUCGCCCAGGUCCUUAUACGCCAUCGCCGCAAAAGCCGCGGGCUUCCGCUUCUACAACAUCAACCAAUAAGAAACGUUACUGCUUCAAGUGGUUGCUCCUCAAGGGUACGCGCCCGGCUAAGUGUUCGAACGAGAAUUGUGCUUUUGGGCACUCGUUGCCUCCGACGAAGGAGGAAGCAGCAUCUCUGAAG
Messenger RNA from Amoebophrya sp. A25, 573 nucleotides. The record is from the annotation of a GenBank genome assembly. Lineage: Eukaryota; Dinophyceae; Syndiniales; Amoebophryaceae.